GCAUACGCUGUCCCAGUUUCUUUAAGACCUUGGAAAGCCCAAAUAAUCUCGUGCGUAGAACCAGGCAGUAGCAGAACUCCCCUGCAGCCGCCGCCUAUAAAUAGACAACCCUCUCUGCCGCAGCUUGACACCUGUCUUUUACGGUCAUCUUCAGAAACGACAACAACGCGAAGAGACGUGCAGACAACCUGAAGCGUGUUGCAAGUUUUAAGAUCGACAGACCAGCCUCCAGCGAUCAAGCAAGGAAUGUGUGCAAGAAUCUGCAGGGCAGACUGGUGACUGAUACAACACAUCGAAUAUCUGUAAACGCAGGGUCCUUUUAAACACAAACGAAGUGGGAUUUCCUGAAUGAGCGACUCGGGUGUCGGACAGCCUUGGUAGCCUGUGAAGGGCACACAUGGCCCACACUGUGAGCAACCAUCCGAGCCGUCUGCCAGUGGCCCAGACCACUGUGCUGGCUCUCCCAUCGUCCAGCCAAGGAAAGGACUUGAGACCCAGAUGGACUGCGCUGGACUCCCUGCUGUGUGGGGCAUUUGCUGGAGCCGUAGCCAAAACAGUCAUUGCCCCUCUGGAUCGGACCAAGAUCAUUUUCCAAGUCUCCUCAAACAGAUUCUCAGCUAAGGAGGCCUUUAGGAUCAUCUACUGCACUUAUAUGAAGGAUGGGCUGCUCAGUCUGUGGAGGGGGAACUCUGCCACCAUGGUGAGGGUCAUGCCCUAUGCUGCCAUCCAGUUCUGCUCACAUGAACAGUACAAAAAACGACUGGGGGGCUACUACGGCUACCAGGGAAAAGCUCUGCCUCCUUUCCCACGCUUCCUGGCUGGCUCACUGGCCGGCACCACUGCUGCUAUGCUCACCUACCCUUUGGACAUGGUGCGAGCCAGGAUGGCAGUCACAGCCAAAGAAAUGUACAGCAACAUCAUGCACGUCUUCGUGCGGAUCUCCCAAGAGGAAGGUGUGAAGACGCUUUACAGAGGCUUCACCCCCACUAUCCUGGGUGUCAUCCCAUAUGCAGGGAUCACAUUUUUCACAUAUGAGACCCUGAAGAAGCUGCACACAGAAAAAACUAAGCGGCCCCAACCGUACCCCUAUGAGCGCCUGGCUUUUGGUGCCUGCGCAGGCCUGAUUGGACAAUCUGCCUCGUACCCUCUGGAUGUGGUACGCCGGCGCAUGCAGACAGCCGGCGUUACCGGCUCAUCAUACGGCACAAUUCUGGGGACCAUGCGUGAGAUCGUAACACAGGAGGGAGUUAUACAUGGACUGUACAAAGGCCUGAGCAUGAACUGGCUUAAAGGGCCCGUUGCUGUGGGAAUUAGCUUCACCACAUUUGACAUCAUGCACAGCCUUCUGCUCAAAUUGCAUCAGAUGAGCUACUUCACCCACUGAAUCAGUGGGGGGUGACCAAGGGACAGUGAAAAGCACAGAUGAGACAGACACGAGGGAGGCGGGCAACUCUGUCAUAUGGCAAUAAUAAAUCUCUUCAUUCGGUCCCUUUCAUUCAUACAGGAUGUCAGAGGAUUGGAUGAGUGGACAGGAGAUCUGUUGUGCACAAAGAAAUGGAGCCUCUAAUACUUUGGUAAAUGCUCAGUAAGGAUUCACUCUGAAGCAGAGUGAGGAGACAACAAUAAAGUGUCUUUAAAUUGUUGCAAACAUAACUUUGUUUUGAUAUAAUGGCACCAUCAAAGAUGGCUGAAGUGAUAAACAUUAAAUAAAGACUGUUUUGUUUUUGAUAGAUGGAUAUGGAGGACAUUGUUUGUGUUGAGAGAUAAAAGAUUGCACUUAUUUGACCUACAAUGUUCUUUCAGCGUGAUCCCAUAUCAACAGAGUUAAUGAGUUUUAUUGCUCAUUAGAAACAAGGGAAAUUUCAUUUUAAUUAAGUUGUUUUCUUUUUGAUCAUUUCAAAUAGCCUGAUUGUGCAGGGGUAUGGGUUAUAAUGCAAUAUUUUUUUCUGUUUAAAUCUUUAGUUUAGUGAUGGUGCCAUUGCAGAUGGAAUAGAAAUUAACAGUGCGAAUGAUUGUACAGUACAAGGGUGAUCAAGUCAGCAGGACGGCACAGUCUCACUCUCCAUCCAGCACUGGGGUGUGAUUCUUGUAUUAAUAUAUCUAAUAAGUGGAGGCUAAUCAAAUACAUGGUCAAAUCUAUUUUGGGCAUAUUAAGUUUUCAUUGUUUUACUGUGCUUACCUUUUGUGGUGCAAAUGCUGUCAUUGCUUUAACUAAAAUCUAAAUAUGCCAUAGCACUUAAAUUUGUCAAGUUUCUUGUGAAUAAGGAGCAAUUUCACUGCUAAUGUGCAUUUCAAAGAUGUAAGUUUACGGUUGUUUCAAGUUAUACUGACCAUGCAAUAAAGUGUCCAUCUACAACCCUGA
Micropterus salmoides (largemouth bass) is the source of this 2362-nucleotide messenger RNA. Its product is annotated as mitochondrial coenzyme A transporter SLC25A42-like. Gene Ontology annotation, cellular component: mitochondrial inner membrane. The coding region runs from base 398 to 1384 and encodes 328 amino acids. The record is from RefSeq and is a predicted model, not a curated record. The transcript is spliced from 8 exons. Lineage: Eukaryota; Metazoa; Chordata; Actinopteri; Centrarchiformes; Centrarchidae. Gene Ontology annotation, biological process: transmembrane transport.